Exaiptasia diaphana is the source of this 2346-nucleotide messenger RNA. RefSeq lists its product as uncharacterized. NCBI's taxonomy places the organism in Eukaryota, Metazoa, Cnidaria, Anthozoa, Actiniaria, Aiptasiidae. The record is from RefSeq and is a predicted model, not a curated record.
GGACAUGUUAAGAGCAGAAUUCGACAAGUUGAACGAAGCCGUAAAUCAGAAACAGUUAACUGGCAYUAGAAGUAACCUCGGCCAGAUACGACAACAUUCCAAUGGAACACAAGUGYUCCCUACACCUGGUCAAGGUCACUUAAACACAGCCAGCCACAAGGGCAUGCAUGUAGCAGAUGAUUCCGCUAAACCGAAGGAUGAAGGCUUGAAUAAAAAGAUGCCAGAUAAAUUAAAAUCUAUUGAAGGUCUCAUUCAUACUUCAAAGGAAGAAAAACAUGGCGAGAUGACGCAAUAUACAGAUGGGCCUACCCAAGAGAGACCAUGCUCUGUCAAGUUUGUAAGGYUGGGCUGUUAUGCUGAUAAACAAUCCCCUCCAAGACCACUGAAUGACCUACUGUUUGAUGAGAAUCAUCACGUGGACAGACCWAGAAACUUCCGUAGAAGUGUGUGCCGCUGUGCAGAAGAAACCAAACGAAAAAAAUAUAAUGUUUUUGGAAUUCAGUUCGCCAGUGCUGGAGUGGGAAAAAUGGUGAACGAACUUAUGGGAUCGACAAAUCCUCAAAUAAUUGCUUCAACAAUAGGCUGCAUAUCUGUUCAGAUUCAGACAAAAUGUGCGUUGGAGGUCCAGAUACUAAUUUUGUUUAUCGAAUAGAAAGUGAAAAUGGCGAGAAUCAAAUUAAUGAUGCAACGCUAGACCAUCUUGAUCACCUCAUCGACGCAUCAAUAAAACAAAAUCACCGCCUAAAAAUAAAAAGACCGAGAAAAAGACCAGAAUAUUGGGCACCUACUCAGUCACCAACAAGCUACCAAACAAAUAUAAAGGUUGCACAGGCUCUAACUGUAAGACCAGAAACCUUCCAGGAUGUACCUUCUCCUACACAACCACCACCUACUGAAGUGAGACAACAUGAUACUGCCAAAAAUGCGAACUAUGUCAAUUUAGUAUGCAAACAAUUUCUCGUCGAGCUGCUUCUUACUGUGCCAUGGCAUGACGACUUCGCAAUUCCAAGCUCGAGAAAAUAUUGGAAAUUACGACAUAGAGUCGAACCCGAGAUUUUGAAACUUUACGGUGAAGAUGAAGAUUUCCUGGGUGUGCAUAUUGAAAGGUUUAGACCUGCAAAAGCCCGAAUACAAACAAAAGCUUCCAUUCUCUUAAAAUUUGCAAGAAAUGGAACAUUUUUGUACAAACUUUUAACUGAUGCUCCAAUUACGUCAGCAGCUUGUUAUGAGCCACCAACACCUAUAUACAGCUGCCCAGCGUCUUGUCCUUCAGCAUGCGCUCCAUUGUGUCUCUCAAGCUGUUGCUCAGGAACUCCAAUCCCAACUGUAUCACAAUCAUACCAACCAAUGAGCUACAACCCUUAUUCAUACUCAUACUACCAGCAGCAGCAACAACAGCAGCAGCCAUAUCAAGUACCAAUGUACKGAUAUCCAGAGCAAUGGCGAACUGUACAGUCAUAUUACCAGCAGCCAAUGCGAACAUCCUAUAUAUAUCCCAAUACUCAAGCAUUUCAAYCACAAGUGCAGAGCUCCAAUGCACCAGCACUACAUACCCAAGCAACAGAUCCUAAUGUAUAUUUACCGACAUGUCCGUCCGACUGUAAAGCUAGAUGUGCCAUAACUUGCCCAAGACAUUGCUGUUUGUCCAUGGUACGAAGAUAGGUAGAGGCGACAGGACCGUAUAUCAAAGAAUAAAGUGGUCAUUCAUGUGGGAUCCCUGCACUAUUAAUUGUUUUUGGGCUUUCUUUAGCAAUUCUAACCCAUAUMUGGAAACAAACAAACAUUUUAAGAYUUUCAGACUAUUGAUAGCUUUAAAACUCGAGAWAAUCCAAAAUGUGUCCACACUUAAUUCCAAAUAAGGUAAGAUUKCCAUAUAUGGCUGCUAAACGAAUGAKAACMUUUCKUAAGAAAAUUKUUUGAAAUGACAGUGGAGUAUGACAAGAUAAAAAAUGUAAGAUAUUUUAAAUACAUUUCUGAAUACACGAUGGCAAAGUAGCAGAUUAUGAUGCAGUAAAAACUGACAAGACUUCAAUAUUUUGGAGGAUUACAUGCAGAAAUCUGUGCACAUGGCAAUAACUUGCUCUAUUGAACAAAAGUUGUAACCAGUUACGGUGUAGCUUUUUUGAGGUAAUUGCAAAUGUCAGUAGUACUUAACUCGUACUUGCACUGCAAAUGAAAACGAUAACACUGUUGUAAUGUUUAGAGAUAUGCAAGUUAUUGGAAAUUGCCCGAGCCUUAAAGAGACACAUCCAUAUCCUCGACCGUCUUUGUAGAGACUGUCAAUUACUUUGUAAAUAAUAGAAUGAACUUGUAUAUGCUGGAAAUAAAGAUAAUACUUUCUCUUCA